UAACCCUUUUGGACUACGCCCAUGUGCCAGCAAUCAUCUGUUUCACUUUCAUCCAACACCAUGUUUCACAACAUUUUCAAACGCUCGCUUCAGGCGAGUUUUAGACAAAUAUAUACCAUAAAUAACUGCAAUCCUUUGCGAGCAAGCUCCAGCAGUCCCCAUGGCGAUGUCAAGGAUGCACUGGAGAUCGAGGCCAAUCUGUUUGGCAAUUCUGGACAGAAGCAUGAGCCGGUAAACACGCGGGAGGCUUUACGCAAGAACCGCUCCAAGUCGUUUGGAGCGCGGAAGAAUAAGGAGAAUAAGAGGGAAGGUCCAGUGAAUCCCCCAAAAUUUACUGCAACUUCGGAUCCUCCCAGGUUCAGUGUCCCUCGAGCACAUCCUCCUCCCGCUCCAAUCAUCAAAGACAGCGAACUGAACCUGGAGUUUGUACGUCUCACGCUGCAGGAUCCACUGACCAGCACUUUGUUAACUACUGUACGGUCCAAAAAGCGGCGCGACAAGAACCGUCAGAUCAUCCUCGAGGGCAGAAGACUCAUCCAGGAGGCCCUGCAGUGCGGUCUCAAAAUGCAGACGCUCCUCUUCAGUCAGAAGGAUCAGUUGGCGUUGGUCAAGGAGGAGGUGGGAAAAGCCCAACAAGGCACUGGGUCGAAAAUCUACAAGGUGCCACAACAUGAUCUUAAGACCUGGUCCUCGCUGGUCACCCCUCCCGGUCUGAUGGCCAUUUUCGAUCGCCCGUCAGACAAGGGCUUGGAGAGCAACCUGGCGGAACAGGAGCGAGUGGGCACUAAGCCCUUGCCUGUAACGGUGGUGUGCGACAACAUCAGGGAGCCCAACAACCUGGGCAGCAUCAUCAGGACCUGUGCAGCCCUUCCAUGUAGUCAGGUGGUAGUCACCCACGGCUGCUGCGACCCUUGGGAGUCGAAGGCCCUCCGAGGCGGCUGUGGGGGACAGUUUAGGAUUCCCAUUCUGGACGAUGUUACCUGGGAGGAGCUCUCGAACAUCAUACCCCCGGAAGUUUCAAGCGACUGUCGGGUGUUCAUCGCAGAAAACAAUCUGGAGAAGAGGGAGAGCCACGAGACCAUCGACUAUGCGGAUAUUAGUGAUGUGGGAGCUCAAAACUUCCUGAUAAUUGGCGGAGAAAGCCAUGGAGUCAGUGAGGCUGCUUACAGGUUCAAGCACUUGGUUGGAGGAAAGGGAAAGUGCGUUUAUAUUCCCUUGGCAGCUGGAAUCGAUAGCUUGAAUGUGGCCUCUGCCCUCACGCUGUUGCUCUUUGAGCUUCGAAGGAAAAUAAAUCAGCAGGCAGAAGCUGGAGCUCUGGCUCUAUGAUUCUGUUGUAUAAUUAGUCCUGAAGAACAAGAAACUUUUGCCUAAAACUUGAAACAAUAAAAAGUAUUUCACAAGGAAUUUUUGAAAUCAAUAGUUAAAAAAAGACUCUGCAUUCUUCGCGGUUCACUUUAUGUAAAUUUAUUGCUAAGCUGUUUCACAAUUAUAAGGGCAAAUAAUAUAUACAUUAAAUUCAA
Molecule: messenger RNA, 1520 nt
Organism: Drosophila ananassae
Lineage: Eukaryota; Metazoa; Arthropoda; Insecta; Diptera; Drosophilidae
Product: rRNA methyltransferase 3, mitochondrial
Exons: 2
Coding region: 22-1326 (434 amino acids)
Biological process (GO): RNA processing
Molecular function (GO): RNA binding; RNA methyltransferase activity
Source: RefSeq, a predicted model, not a curated record